Molecule: messenger RNA, 324 nt
Organism: Ostertagia ostertagi
Lineage: Eukaryota; Metazoa; Nematoda; Chromadorea; Rhabditida; Trichostrongylidae
Source: the annotation of a GenBank genome assembly
AUGCCUGGGACGUCGUCGCUGUUCAUGGGAGGUGAUCAGAAAAAACUCAUCCAGUUCGAUCUAGAAAAGCAAAAAGAACUCCGUGUGGCUAACAUCAAGGAGAAGAACGCUAAUCUCAUAAGGUUGAAUGGAAGUCAGCUGUUUACUUCGGACUCUGAAGGAAAGAUCACACUUCGAGCACUAGGAACGAUGGACACGAUACGAGUGAUUUCAGCACAUGGUGGAAUGAUAACGGACUUUGACGUUAAUGGAACAAAACUGAUAACGUCAGGAUGUUCUAUGAGCACAAAAGACGAACAUUCUGAGAAAUAUGCGCAAGAUUGA